Molecule: messenger RNA, 1581 nt
Organism: Salvia hispanica
Lineage: Eukaryota; Viridiplantae; Streptophyta; Magnoliopsida; Lamiales; Lamiaceae
Gene: TPR8
Product: Tetratricopeptide repeat (TPR)-like superfamily protein
Biological process (GO): post-translational protein targeting to endoplasmic reticulum membrane
Cellular component (GO): TRC complex; membrane
Molecular function (GO): molecular adaptor activity; protein binding
Source: RefSeq, a predicted model, not a curated record
CAAGCAAAGGAAAAACAAAUUUGCGCAAAGGUUUGCACCGUCUAUCAAUGGCGAAUCUGAAAACCGAUUCCCCUCUCUCCACCCGCAUCGCCCGGUCCUUCCUCCACUUCCUCAACUCCGUUGAGCUGUCGGACGGAGCUGACGCUGAAGUGCUUCAAGUUGCAAAGGAAUGCUUGGCGGAGGUUUUUAAGAUUGAUCAGUCUUCAAUCGAUAGUCAGUCGAAUUGUGAUUCGUUAGUCGACAUUUUCAGCUCAAGAGUAGAAUCUGGGAGGCGUAUCGGUAAUAAUGGUGUUUCUGAUUCCGAGGCGCCGGCUUCGUCUAGUGGGAAGGAUGCGGGAGAUAAGGACAGAACACGGGAGCCACAUUCACUUGGAAAAGAUGAACUUUUUGGUCAGUUUUUUGGUGCUCUUGAAAACAUCCACUAUUUCAGAAGAAUGCCUGAUGGGAAUGAUGAUCAGAUCGAGCUUGAUAGAGCAACAAACCUAUUUCAUAAUGCUGUGCAGGAAAUGCAGACAACAGGGUGUCAAACUUUUGAUCAGAAAAUGCUGGCAGAGACCUUCAAAACACAAGGUAACAAGGCCAUGCAGUCUAAACUCUACACAGAAGCAAUUGAACUAUAUACCUUUGCUAUUGCCUUAUGUGAAGGCAAUGCUGUUUACUACUGCAACAGGGCAGCUGCAUAUACCCAGAUUCAGCGAUAUGAUGAAGCAGUUCGGGAUUGUUUGAAAUCCAUAGAGAUCAAUCCAAAUUAUAGCAAGGCUUAUAGUCGCCUAGGAUUUGCUUACUAUGCUCAAGGGAAGUACAGGGAUGCUAUUGAUAAAGGAUUUUCAAAAGCCUUGCAGCUGGAACCUAAUAACGCUUCAGUGAAAGAAAAUAUCCGGGUUGCCGAAAUGAAGCUGAAAAAUGAGCAACACAGGGCAGGAUCUGGUCAGAGUUCUACCUCCACGAGUCAUGGACAGUCCAGCCACCAACAUGAAGGUCGACCAAGAAGUAGUUCCGCAUCAGCACCUCCGUUUUCCAUGCCUUUCAACAUGAACGGUUUCCCCCCUGAUAUCACUAGCAUGGUGAUGAAUAUGACUGGCAACAUGUUCCAAGAUGGGCCUGAGGGAGCAAGUCAAGCUGGUCCACACAACGAGCCAGGAGUCAGAGUCGAUGGCAAUGUAAAUUUCAACGUCAAUGAACUGCCCGAGGAAAUAUCUGGUGCUUUCAGGUCUAUGAUGGGGAUGUUCUCUGGAGCAUCACCCAAUGGGAAUCAACAAGAUAACAACAAUGGAAGACCAGCUCCGAGCUGAGACAACGAUUUACUGCUUGAACAAACGCUUGUACAGUCCUCAAACUCGAUCUCUACUUUUGACUUAUUUUGAGAACCCUACUGCAGCUCUACUCAAUAGAUUUGCGCAGGAGCAGAAUCUUGGUUGCUGGAUGUAUAAUGCAAAUUCAGGUAAAUUUGAAAUUUUGAAUUAUCCCUCUAUAUGGGCAAAUGUUUUCAGUUUGUUCGAGGGAAAUGUAUUAAUUAACAAUCGAAUUAUUAAUCCAACAAUAAUUGAAUUAAGUUGUGGCUCUGACAAGCCCUCACUUCUA